CAAGGAAGCAGUGGAAGAGAAAAAGAAGCUAAUUGCCACACUGCGAAACAAACCUUGGAAAAUGAAGAAGAAACUAGAAGUCUUGAAGGAUGCCCAGGAGUUUGUGGAAAAAUUUGAAGGAGCUCUUGGCAAGGGCAAAGGCAAACAAUUUUAUGCCUACAAAGUGAUGAUGAUGAAGAAAUGGGUGAAAUUUCAACGUGAUUUUGAGAAUUUUAAAACAGCCUGCAUACCCUGGGAAAUGAAAAUAAAAGAAAUUGAAAGUCACUUUGGCUCUUCAGUUGCAUCUUACUUCAUUUUCCUGCGCUGGAUGUAUGGAAUAAAUAUUGUUCUCUUUGGGCUGACCUUUGGUCUUGUCAUGGUGCCUGAGGCAUUGAUGGGGAAGCCAUAUGGGACAUUACCAAGAAAAACGGUGCCAAGAGCUGAAGAAGCAAGUGCUAUGAACUUUGCUACUUUGUGGGACUUUAGUGGCUUUGCACAAUAUUCUGUGCUCUUUUAUGGCUACUAUAAUAACCAGAGAACGAUUGGCUGGCUGAAGUUCCGGCUGCCUCUGUCCUACUUUUUGGUUGGGGUUGGGUCCAUUGGUUACAGUUUCAUGGUUGUCAUCCGCACAAUGGCAAAGAAUGCACAUGAUGAUGGUGGAGGAGAUGACAACAGCUUUAACUUCAGCUGGAAAAUGUUUACCAGCUGGGAUUACUUGAUUGGCAAUCCUGAAACAGCAGACAACAAAUUUGCUUCAGUAACAACCAGCUUUAAGGAAGCAAUUGUGGAAGAACAAGAAAGCCGAAGAGAUGAGAACAUCCACUUGACACGAUUCCUGAGGGUUCUUGCUAAUUUCUUUGCUUUGUGUACACUGGCUGGGAGUGGCUACCUCAUCUACUUUGUUGUGAGGCGAUCUCAAAAAUUUGCUUUGGAAGGCCUUGAAAAUUAUGGAUGGUGGGAAAGAAAUGAAGUGAACAUGGUCAUGUCCCUCCUGGGAAUGUUCUGUCCUACUGUAUUUGAUGUCAUCAGUGCCCUGGAAAACUACCACCCUCGAAUAGCCCUCCGGUGGCAGCUGGGUCGCAUCUUUGCUCUCUUCCUGGGCAACCUGUACACUUUCAUUAUUGCUCUCAUGGAUGAAAUCAAUCUCAAGCUGGAGGAAGAGAAGAUUGUAAAGCAGAACAUGACCAUUUGGUUAGCCAACCUGUACAAUGGGACAGUGCCAGAAAACAUCACUGCUCCUCCUCUCCAGGUGAACCCUGCAGAUGUCCCAAGAGGCCCCUGUUGGGAAACGAUGGUUGGUCAGGAAUUUGUCCGGCUAACGGUUUCUGACACUGUGACAACCUACAUCACAAUUUUAAUUGGUGAUUUCCUAAAAGCUGUCUUUGUCAGAUUUUUCAAUUACUGCUGGUGCUGGGACUUGGAAUAUGGCUUUCCUUCGUACUCAGAAUUUGAUAUUAGUGGAAAUGUGUUGGGUCUGAUCUUCAAUCAAGGCAUGAUCUGGAUGGGCUCUUUUUAUGCACCUUGCCUCCCAGCUAUCAAUGUCAUCCGUCUUCAUACUUCCAUGUACCUGCAGUGUUGGGCUGUGAUGUGCUGUAAUGUUCCCCAUGAGAGAGUCUUCAAAGCCUCAAGAUCAAACAACUUCUACAUGGCCAUGUUGCUGUUCAUUCUCUUCCUCUCCACAUUGCCGGUUGUCUACACUAUAGUCUCCAUUCCACCAUCUUUUGAUUGUGGUCCAUUCAGUGGAAAAACGAGAAUGUUUGAAGUCAUUGGAGAAACACUGGAAAAUGAUUUUCCUUCCUGGUUUCAGAAAUUUUUUAAUCUUGCUGCAAAUCCUGGUGUGAUCCUACCCUUCAUAUUGCUGAUGGUCUUGAGUAUCUACUAUCUCAAUGCUACCUCAAAAGGGUACAAGGACAUGAACCUGGAGCUUAAGAAGAAACUGCAAAGUCAAGCUGAGGAAAACAAGAGGAGGAACAAACAGAAAGCUCAGGAAGCACGGGAAAAAGAAGAAAUGUCUACUGAGAAUCCAUCCAAACAGAACAACCCUAAAGGAGCUCAAGAUAAAGAAAAAGGAGAGAGUGUGUCCAAGAAAGAAAAAGGAGAGAGUGGGUCCAAGAAAGAAAAAGGAGAGAGCGGGACAAAGAAAGAGACUGGUCCACAGCAGGAAGAGAGGCCCAGUGUUGCAAAUGGAAACCUCCCUCCAUACGGCAGAGGAGGAGGAGGUGGUGGUGGUUUCGCUCCUCCUCCACGUAUCUCAGUGACUCGGCCACUAGGACCAAGGGGCUAUGGCAUGAAUGGACCUCCAGGAAAUCCACGCUUUGGAGGUUUCCAACCAAGGAUACCAGGAGGGCCACCUCAACGUUACUGAGAAUAAGAAUCUUUCUAACUUUUCUAUGAGACAAGCCAUCUGCAUUAUACAAUGCUGACUUCAAACGUUUGGAAAGGAGAUUAUCCAGUGAGAUUCUGUCACUGUCAGAAGCCUAGAUGUCUAGAUGUCAGCUAUGAAUGCAGUCCCUGAGCGCAGAAAAGAAAGAUAAAUGGAAGAAAACAAGCUGAAGAACAUGAAAUAAGUCCAGUUCAGGAUCCUGGGAACAGAUGCCUGGUUACCAUCUUGUCUGAGUUGCUUAUACCAUUAAUGUAUUAUUGUCUCCUGAUCUUUCUGUAUAUGACAUCUGGACUCUAUGUAUAAGUAAACUUAAUGAUUGUGGAAUCAAUUGUCCUAUGUUUGCAAUUACAUACCAUAUUGUGUACUGCAUGCCUUUUGUGACAAUAACAACAGGUGAUUU
Sceloporus undulatus (fence lizard) is the source of this 2762-nucleotide messenger RNA. RefSeq names its product transmembrane channel like 1 (gene TMC1). The transcript is spliced from 18 exons. Bases 62 to 2344 code for a protein of 760 amino acids. NCBI's taxonomy places the organism in Eukaryota, Metazoa, Chordata, Lepidosauria, Squamata, Phrynosomatidae. Gene Ontology annotation, cellular component: plasma membrane. The record is from RefSeq and is a predicted model, not a curated record. Gene Ontology annotation, molecular function: mechanosensitive monoatomic ion channel activity. Gene Ontology annotation, biological process: vestibular reflex; detection of mechanical stimulus involved in sensory perception of sound.